GGCGCGGCGGCCCCUCCAGGAUAAGCACAUUGUUCCCCACCACCGCCGCCGCCGCCGCCGCCGCCACCGGGCUAUAAAAACCCGCCAAGCCCGGCAAGGUGCGGAUGCUUACUAUAGACCGACGCGACAGCGGCGCCCACAGCCCGGUUCUCCGUUGCGGCUUUUCGGAGCGAGCUCCUCGAAUCACAUCCACAGAGGCGCGCGUGGAAGCAACGCGAUUCGAGGGCGGGAGUCCCCGGCGUAAGCUGUGCCUACUGCCUGGGGCCAUGGACUCGGACGCCAGUCUGGUGUCCAGCCGCCCGUCGUCGCCGGAACCCGAUGACCUUUUUCUACCCGCCCGGAGCAAAGGCAGCGGCGGCGGCGGCGGCUUCUCGGGAGGCACCGUGUCCUCGUCCACACCGAGCGACUGCCCGCCGGAGCUGAGCACCGAGCUGCGCGGUGCCAUGGGCGCAGCGGGCACGCACCCCGGAGACAAGCUGGUCGGCGGCGGCUUCAAGUCAUCCUCAUCCAGCACCUCGUCGUCUACGUCGUCCGCGGCUGCGUCGUCCACCAAGAAGGACAAGAAGCAGAUGACGGAACCGGAGCUGCAGCAGCUGCGCCUCAAGAUAAACAGCCGCGAGCGCAAGCGCAUGCACGACCUAAACAUCGCCAUGGACGGGCUGCGCGAGGUCAUGCCCUAUGCGCACGGCCCUUCGGUGCGCAAGCUCUCCAAGAUCGCCACGCUGCUGCUGGCGCGCAACUACAUCCUCAUGCUCACCAACUCGCUGGAGGAGAUGAAGCGACUGGUGAGCGAGAUCUACGGCGGUCACCACGCCGGCUUCCACCCUUCGGCCUGCGGCGGCCUGGCGCACUCGGCGCCCCUGCCCGCCGCCACUGCUCACCCCGCGGCCGCCGCGCACGCCGCGCACCACCCGGCCGUGCACCACCCCAUCCUGCCGCCUGCCGCCGCCGCCGCUGCUGCCGCCGCUGCCGCCGCCGCGGUGUCCAGCGCCUCUCUGCCCGGCUCUGGGCUGUCGUCGGUCGGCUCUAUUCGGCCUCCACACGGCCUUCUGAAGUCUCCGUCGGCAGCCGCGGCGGCCCCGCUUGGGGCUGGGGGCGGCGGCAGCGGCAGCAGCGGCGGUUUCCAGCACUGGGGCGGCAUGCCCUGCCCCUGCAGCAUGUGCCAGGUGCCGCCGCCGCACCACCACGUGUCGGCCAUGGGUGCAGGCAGCCUUCCGCGUCUCACCUCUGAUGCCAAGUGAGCCGGCAGGUGCCGGCGCGUUCUGGCGAGUGGGGGUACCCGGAGGCUGCGGGGAAGGGAGGACUGGCCGGCGCUGCGGGCCAGGAGUUCAGCUCCGAGGAGGGGGC
This is a messenger RNA of Choloepus didactylus (southern two-toed sloth), 1347 nucleotides long. It is a transcript of the gene OLIG2, whose product is annotated as oligodendrocyte transcription factor 2. The record is from RefSeq and is a predicted model, not a curated record. Lineage: Eukaryota; Metazoa; Chordata; Mammalia; Pilosa; Megalonychidae. The coding region runs from base 105 to 1241 and encodes 378 amino acids. Gene Ontology annotation, biological process: oligodendrocyte cell fate specification; regulation of DNA-templated transcription; oligodendrocyte differentiation. The transcript has 2 exons. Gene Ontology annotation, molecular function: DNA-binding transcription factor activity; protein dimerization activity.